This is a messenger RNA of Phyllopteryx taeniolatus (common seadragon), 3862 nucleotides long. It is a transcript of the gene pard6a, whose product is annotated as par-6 family cell polarity regulator alpha. Gene Ontology annotation, cellular component: nucleus; cell cortex; apical plasma membrane. Lineage: Eukaryota; Metazoa; Chordata; Actinopteri; Syngnathiformes; Syngnathidae. Gene Ontology annotation, biological process: establishment or maintenance of cell polarity; centrosome cycle; regulation of cellular localization. Gene Ontology annotation, molecular function: protein kinase C binding. Bases 169 to 1404 code for a protein of 411 amino acids. The record is from RefSeq and is a predicted model, not a curated record. The transcript is spliced from 6 exons.
CGCCCCGCCCCUCCACCGGCAGCCCCGCACAGUCAACCGGCGGAGGCGGCAAGAUGCCACCUGUCUCCGGGGCGAUGGAGCGGCGCUGAGCGGCCUCCGUCACUGUUACGGCGAGUGGGUUGCUUUCGCCGGAGCCGACGAGGGGAACACGGAGUCUCCUCUUGCCGAAUGAUUUUAGCCGCAGUGCCGCAGUUUGCCGUCCGACCCGAGCGAACAAUGUCACGACAGCAACAGCGGACGUCGUUCAAAGCUUUGGACGGCGCGGUGGAGGUCAAAAGCAAAUUCGAUGCAGAAUACCGUCGCUUUGCUUUCAAGAGGAACUGCCCAGGUGGCUUCCAAGAGUUCUAUACCCUCCUCCAAACUAUCCAUCGCAUCCCUGAAGUCGACAUGUUAUUGGGAUACGUAGAUGACCACGGAGACCUCCUUCCAAUCAACAAUGAUGAUAACUUCCACAAAGCUGUCUCGUCAGCAAAUCCCUUGCUUCGCAUUAUUAUAACCAAGAAAGAGGAUGAACCUGCAGUUUUCGCAACCAACUCCCUCCAGAGGCGUAAAAAAGGCCUGGGACUAACAGGACUUCGUACCGCCGGCUCAUUGUCUACCCAUUCAAAGAGCAAAAUGGGUCUCAUGAUCGGCCGACCGCAGAACUUCCGUCAAAUUUCAUCAAUUAUUGACGUGGACAUCCUACCCGAGACGCACCGCCGUGUGCGGCUCCACAAGCACGGUACCCAUAAACCCUUGGGCUUCUACAUCCGAGACGGGGCCAGUAUGCGAGUAACGCCUUACGGUGUCGAAAAGGUUCCAGGAGUGUUCAUAUCCCGCCUUGUGCGUGGUGGGCUUGCAGAGAGCACUGGGCUUUUGGGAGUUAAUGAUGAAAUUCUAGAGGUCAAUGGUAUUGAUGUUACAGGAAAAUCUUUAGACCAGGUGACAGACAUGAUGGUGGCCAACAGCCACAAUCUUAUAGUGACAGUGAAACCAGCGAACCAGAGGAACAACGUCAUGCAUCGAGGGAGUAAAACCGCAGGAAAUUCUGGUUCUUUUGGCUCAAACGGAUCGACAGGCUCCGCUCUAUCGCACGAGUCAACGAGUCCUGCCUCUCGCAGCACCCCCAUCACGGCAAGUAACAGCAUUGUAGAGGGUGACAGUGAUGAAGAAAAUGAUGAUGAUGACGAUGGUGACCUAAUCCUGGAAAGUGACUGUUUGGUGUUCUACCAAUCUCAUAACAAUACGAGCCUCACCAGUGAAAGCUUGCACAACAGCCCUGCGGUUAGAACCCUUCAACAGAGCGUCUCCAUGCCUGAAUACAUGGCAGCAAACCUGAGAGCCCGUCAAAAUGGCCACCAGAGUCACACUGCUUGCAGCAUUCAACAGAGCAUGAGAGAGGGCGGCAACAUAAUAACGUUGUAAAUACAGCCGUGUGUUUUCCUGAAUGUCUUUAUGGGUGCCUGCGCUUGAUUUGCUGAUACCUAUUCCAAACUUUAAACCUACCGGACUCAUCGGCAAUAUUGAUUUCUUAUUUUACCAUGCUGCCCAGGGCGCAUCAUGAACUUGUAUGUCAUGCUACCAGAUAGAGUUAUUGGGUAGCAUUAUAUAUACGGAAACUGUAAUGAAACGCAUUGCGGCUCCAACUACCGGAGACAAAUUCCUUGUGUGUUUCUGACACACUUGGCAAAUAAAGAUGAUUCUGGUUCUGAUAAAUACAGUGGACCCCUGCUAUUCACCGGGGGUUUUGGGACAGAGCCUGAAUAGCGAAUUUAGGCAAAUUGACGCUUCCCUAAAAGUGAUUAUGAUUGCCUAUAUCAGUGUUUCUCAAAGUGUGGUAAGAGUACCACUGGUGGUAUGCAGGCUCCCUUUAGUACUCCAAAGAAUUACGGAAGUAAAGGAUCCAACUGUGCAUAACGUUACACUGGCUUCAAACUUUUUAUAAAUCCAGUACAGCACAUUUGUUGAGUGCAGUUCAGCUGUAUGUACCUUUUAAAUACUAUACAUUUACAGUUAAUUCAGACAUUUUCUCAGAGAAUAUUUGCAAACAAACAAUAACGUUCAUCAGUUUGAACAUUAUAUAGCUUGUCUUUGUAGUGUAAUCAAUUGACUGUAGCUUGAAAAGGAUAUGGGUCAUUCCACGGAUGUGGUGAAAUGUUACGAGCAAUUAUUAUCAAAUAUUAACACACAACAGUAUCGUCAGGAAUCAGGUAUCAACAUGUACAACCCCAAUUCCAAUGAAGUUGAGAAGUUGUGUUAAACCUAAAUAAAAACAAUACAAUGAUUUGCAAAUCAUGUUCAACCUAUAUUUAAUUGAAUACACUACAAAGACAUGAUAUUUAAUGUUCAAACUGAUAAACUUGAUUGUUUUUAGCAAAUAAUCGUGAACUUCGAAUUUGAUGGCUGCAACACGUUCCAAAAAAGCUGGGACAGUUGGCACAAAAAACUGAGAAAGUUGAGGAAUGCUCAUCAAACACCUGUUUGGAACAUCCCACAGGUGAACAGGCUAAUUGGGAGCAGGUGGGUGCCAUGAUUGGAAUUAGAAAAGGAGCUUCCCUGAAUUGCUCAGUCAUUCAAUAGCAAAGAUGGGGCGAGGUUCACCUCUUUGUGAACAAGUGUGUGAGCAAAUAGUCCAACAGUUUAAGGACAAUGUUCCUCAAUGCACAAUUACAAGGAAUUUAGGGAUUUCAUCAUCUACGGUCCAUAAUAUCAUCAAAAGGUUCAGAGAAUCUGGAGAAAUCACUGCAUGUAAGCGGCAAGGCCGAAAACCAACAUUGAAUGCCCGUGACCUUCGAUCCCUCAGGCGGCACUGCAUCAAAAACCGACAUCAAUGUGUAAAGGAUAUCACCACAUGGGCUCAGGAACACUUCAGAAAACCGAUGUCAGUAAAUACAGUUCAGCGCUACAUCCAUAAGUGCAAUUUGAAACUCUACUAUGCAAAGCAAAAGCCAUUUACCAACAACACCCAGAAACGCCGCCGGCUUCUCUGGGCCCGAGCUCAUCUAAGAUGGAACGAUGGAAAGUGGAAAAGUGUUCUGUGGUCCGACGAGUCCACAUUUCAAAUUGGUUUUUGGAAAUUGUGGACGUCGUGUUCUCCGGGACAAAGAGGAAAAGAAUCAUCCGGACUGUUAUGGACGCAAAGUUCAAAAGCCAGCAUCUGUGAUGGUAUGGGGCUGUGUUAGUGCCAAUGGCAUGGGUAACUUACACAUCUGUGAAGGCACCAUUAAUGCUGAGAGGUACAUACAGGUUUUGUAGAAACAUAUGCUGCCAUCCAAGCAACAUCUUUUUCAUGGACGCCCCUGCUUAUUUCAGCAAGACAAAGCCAAACCACAUUCUGCACGUGUUACAAAAGUGUGGCUUUGUAGUAAAAGAGUGCGGGUACUACACUGGCCUGCCUGCUGUCCAGACCUGUCUCCCAUUGAAAAUGUGCGGCGCAUUAUGAAGCGUAAAAUAGGACAACGGCGACCCCGGACUGUUGAACAGCUGAAGCUGUACAUCAAGCAACAAUGGGAAAGAAUUCCACCUACAAAGCUUCAACAAUUAGUGUCCUCAGUUCCCAAACAUUUAUUGAAUGUUGUUAAAAGAAAAGGUGAUGUACCACAGUGGUAAACAUGACCCUGUCCCAGCUUUUUUGGAACGUAAAAUUCUAAGUUAAUGAUUAUUUGCUAAAAACAAUAAAUUUAUCAGUUUGAACAUUAAUUAUCUUGUAUUUGUAGUGUAUUCAAUUAAAUAUAGGUUGAACAUGAUUUGCAAAUCAUUGUAUUCUGUUUUUAUUUGUUUAACACAACGUCCCAACUUCAUUGGAAUUGGGGUUGUAGAUAUAAAAUAAUGUAUCAAUAAUUUUCCAGCUCCAAUUAUUUUGCAAUAAACCAUGUCAAACGUA